UUAUUAAAGAGAUAUUGCUUUUUAGAUCAAAUAUAAUACAAUUCAUUGGGACUAUUUUCAAACAUGGAUAGUUUAACAAAUGCGCUUGAUGCUAGAUUAGAUAAUUUAAUUGGUGAAAUUGAAUCAAGCGAUUCUCCAAUUGGACCUGUCCUCAGAUCUGUGUACGAGGAUGAUGGACAAGGUGAAUUCCUACGAAAGUUGGAUGAACACUCAAAAUCUCAUGAGAAGGAAAUUGAACGGAUGUGUAACUUUCAUUAUCAAGGAUUUGUAGAAUCUGUAAGCGAGCUCAUCAGAGUGCGUUCUGAUGCAAAGUUGUUAAAGAUCCAAAUUAAGAAGGCCAAUUCUGAUCUACAGGAAUCUGGAAACGAGCUUGUAGAGAAAUUGGAAGAGCUGUCAUCUCAUCGUGUUCGAAACAGGAAUAUUGCAGCAACAAUAGAAACCCUAAGUUUAUGCAUACCAGUUUUAGAAAUGUAUGCAAAGUUAUAUGAACAAAAGAAAAGCAAAAAAUACUAUCCUGCUCUCAAGACAUUAGAACAAUUGGAGCAUACCUAUCUGGCACGGAUUAAGAAUUUUAGGUUUGCAGAGUUGAUGAUAAGUAAACUUCCAUCUUUUCGUGAAAGUAUAAAAGACGCUGCUAAGGAAGAUCUGAUGCUUUUUCUGGAAAACGUUCGGGCAAAAUCAGAAAAACUUGGUGAAAUUGCUAUGAAACAGGCUCAUCAGCAAUAUAGUUUAAGUCUGUUACAUGGAGUUGAUGAAGGUUUUAAUGACGAGGAUGAGGAGCUGGAAUUGUGUUGUUCUGACCUUGUCGAUUUCUCACCAGUGUACAGAUGUCUACAUAUCUUUACAGCUCUAGGUCAAAAGGAAGUAUUCGAACAGUAUUAUCGCAAAGAACGUAUGCAGCAGGCAAGGUUGGCAUUUGAUUGGCAGAGAGCAAGUACCACAAUUCACGAAUCAUUAAACAUAUUCCAGUCAUACUUCAAUCAAAUAGUUGGUUUUUUUGUGGUAGAAGAUAAUGUUAUGAAUACUACAGAGGGUUUGGUAACAAGGGGAACAGUGGAAGAACUGUGGGAGAUGGCAAUAUCAAGGAUUGGAUCAGUAUUACAUACACAGUGUUCUAAUCUUGAAGAUGUUUCUAUGAUGCUGUCAAUCAAAGAAUUAAUUGUGUGGUUUAGCCAUACACUAUCUAGUUAUGGUUUCAGUGUGAAUGCACUCUAUGAUGUCCUAUUACAGAUGAGAGACCAAUAUAACGAGAUGUUGACAAAGAAAUGGAGACCUGUUUUUGAUAAUAUUGGUCAGGAAGAUAAUUACACUCCUCUUUGCAUCAACACAUUAGCUGAAUACACAGAAACAGUGCAACAAUUCCCAUAUGACAAUGGCACUGCCUUGGAUGACUUUCCUAAAUGUUACCCAUUCUCAUGCUUUGUACCUGAAAUAUACGCAGAGGUCAAGAAUUUUAUUCGUGCAUCUAUGCGUUUUAAUCAGAAUCUAAACAUCAGCCGUACAGAGACAGAUAGUUCAACAAGAAAAUCGACAAAUCUGCUUUUAACGAAAACAUUGAGCGAUUCUAUUAAAAAUCUUUUGAGUGUUCCAAUGUUGAGUUUAGCACAGCUUGCUCAAAUGUCUGUGAAUACAAUGCAACUGGAGAAUGCAUGCCCAGCAUUAGAACAAUUUAUCUCCGAGAUCACUGGGACCACAGAUGCGAAUGUCAGUUUGACAAGACUGUAUGGAACGUCGACUUUUAAGGAUGUUCGAGCUGACGCUGAGAUGAGAAUCUAUGAAAAGUUGAAUACGAAAAUGGACGAGUUCUUAGGCCUAGCUGCAUAUAACUGGGCACCAACUACUGUACGUUCACAAGCAAGUAGUUAUCUGAUGGAUUUGUUAGCCUAUUUACAGGGUGCUUUUAUAACAUUUGAACCCCUACCUGGUGAUGUGGCAAAAACAGCGUGCAUGUCAUCUUGUAAGCAUUUGGCGAUGAAUUUGAAGAUGUUUUUGCUCGAUGGAAACGUUCGAUAUGUAAAUAUGAAUGGACUGCUUAGUUUUAAUAUCGAUGUUAAAAAAUGUGAGGAGUUUGCAGCAUCCACUCCGGUUAAAGGAUUUCGUCCUGGAACAUUAGAAAUGAGUUUUCAAGAAUUGGCACAGUUUGUUCAAUUAUUCGUGGAAGGUGAUUGGUCAACAUAUCUCCAUGACUACGGUAACAGCAACAGUAAAUAUAACAGAGUGCAACCCCAUGGCGUAAUCGUGCUGUUGGAAAAAAUGACCGACCAUUCAAAGAAGAUUAACUUUAAAAAGGCAGACCGAGAAAAGAAGAAAUUUAUGGAAAACUUGAUAAAAAAACUAAAAGAACUAUCUUAAAUAAUUCGUACGCGCAAAGAAGUUUAAAAAACGGCGGGUUGUGUGAAAGACAGUUACAUCGUGUUCCUACGUGCAUAAGGUUAUUGUUGGAUUAUCAUGUAUUUUAACACGACAAACAAAUCAGGGGAUGCUUUCAAGCCGCCCCACUGUUUUACCGUUUUUCCUUACAAUGCCUUAUUCGCCCCUAUCAACAUUGUUUACAUUUAUAUUGUCAAACUCUUAUAGACAAAAACUUUUCUCCCUGUAACAUCGCAAAUAGAGGUCAAAAAGACCAGCUAAAAUAGUUGCUUGUGAUUUUGUAAAUAAAUUUAGGCUGCAUAUCUUUGACUUUAAAACUUGGUUGGUGCGUUUUAAAAGUGUCCGUUUUUAAUUUAACACCGACCUUAUGAACACUGGUCAGUUUGUUUUUUUAUCUAAUUUUUUAGAGUACUCUUUGCAUUACUCUUUGCUUUUUCGAACAGCAUUGAUGGAGUAAGCGGGUACCUGGUGAAUUAAAGGCUUUCUGUGAACUAUCAUUAUUUUUUAUUUUUAUACUAUGGGUUUUACAGGGUAUUAUUUCGCCUGUAUGCUUAACAUAAAUUUGUAAAUAAUUUCUAUGUAUCUAUGUGAAAUAGAGUAUAUUUUUCCGUUA
This is a messenger RNA of Hydractinia symbiolongicarpus, 2983 nucleotides long. Its product is annotated as exocyst complex component 6B-like. The transcript has 30 exons. NCBI's taxonomy places the organism in Eukaryota, Metazoa, Cnidaria, Hydrozoa, Anthoathecata, Hydractiniidae. Gene Ontology annotation, cellular component: membrane; exocyst. The coding region runs from base 64 to 2352 and encodes 762 amino acids. Gene Ontology annotation, biological process: intracellular protein transport; Golgi to plasma membrane transport; exocytosis. The record is from RefSeq and is a predicted model, not a curated record.